AUGUUUCACACCAAGGUGGUGAACAGGCGCCGCGGUGUUGCGUGGUUUGUGGAGUUCUACAAUAGUUGGUGCGGUCACUGUAUGACCUUUACCCCCAUCUGGAAGAGGGUAGCGCUGGAUUUUGCAAACUGGCGGGACAUAGUGAUGAUUGCUGCCAUUGAUUGCUCCCAGAAGGAUAACUUGCCGACAUGUAGAUCGCGAAAUCGAACUGUUUAUCCUCUUGUGCGGAUGUACCCACCUGUCGAUUCAAAGGGGUCCGGAGUCAUGGAAGUUAGGGCAGAGACCCUGGAGACCUUGAAGGAUCAGAUCAUGGAGCAUGUUGUCAAAUAUGCCUCUGCUAGCUGGCCGGAUCUCACAGCGCUCAGACAGCUGGAUGAUAUUUGGAAGAACAAGAAGCCGAAUCACAAACAUGACUUGGUGAUAUUCGAAGAAGACACCUCCAUGCUCGGAACCCAGGUGAUUCUGGAUCUGAGAGAUGUGGACAACGUCAAUGUCCGGAGAAUGGUCAAGAGAGACGUGGAUAGUCUAGACAUCUUCAUGUACCCAAGCUUGUAUAGGGUCAGCUCGGACUACACAUACGUCAUGGUGGCCAUGGGCAGUAACAACACCGCCGAAGAUCGCCUUGCCUUUGUUCGGGUGGCUACAACUUUGGCCAGGCAUACACCGGACACCACUCAGUCUCCUGCUGGACAUGCAGGUCAGGGUCCAGGUGGUGAGGGCGACAGUUCCCUUACUCUGGAGAGACACAAUGCGUCGUCAGUGAGUAUGCAAGAUCUAGAAUCAGCGUUACAUUACUGUUUACGACAUGAGGUGGCUAUGAACAGUGCCAUUGACACGACCAAGUUUCAUUCUCUACAAAAUUUUAUCAAAGUUCUUGUUAAGUACUUCCCUGGUCGACAGCCAGUUCGAGGCUUUUUGAGUCGGGUGUCCGAGAUGUUGGCCAAGUUGAGAUCUCCGAAUAUCUCCGGCACUGACUGGACAGAGAAGAUUGAUCAUCUGCAGGACAAGGACCACUUCCUCCCAGAGAGCACCAGAUGGGAGUCUUGCCAGGGCAGUUUCCCUCAGUACCGAGGCUACCCUUGCAGUAUGUGGAUGCUGUACCACACGCUAACUGUACAAGCUUACAUUCAGAGUGCAGAGACACAUGAUAUCAGAGCUGACGAAGUCCUCUUGGCUGUGCGAGACUACAUGAAAGAUUUCUUUGGCUGCCAGGAGUGCUCCAGAAACUUCCUGUGGCUGACUCGCUCCAUCAAGACUAAAGUGGUUAACCACAAAGCAGCGGUUUUGUGGCUGUGGGAAAGCCACAACAGUGUCAACCAGCGGCUCCAUGGAGACCCAUCUGAAGACCCAAAGUUCCCCAAGAUAGAGUUCCCAUCUGAAAACAUGUGUCCUCACUGCCGGGUUCGAACCUUCCCAGCUACUGGAUCCACCUGGUCCUGGGACACCACGAGAGUAAUGGAAUUUCUCGUGAAAUUCUACUCCCCAGCGAUAUCCACUAACCUACUGCAGACAUCAGCAGUUAUAGAGACGGUUACACAACCUGAACAGGACAUUACGUUGCGUCAGAUAAAAGCACACAUAGUCGAGAUUUUGAAACAGCCGGAUGCAGACAUACAGCCAGGCAUGCGCACCAGAAGAAUCCAGCAGCCCACAAAACCAGCCAUUAUAGUCAAUGACAGUGACCUGUUUUAUCUGUACCUAGAGGAGUCCAAACAUUUCGGUCACUGGAUGUCGGACACACAUAGGUUGACACAGUUUGAUGUCAUCGUCUGGAUCGUGUUCUAUGCCACAAGUGCCCUGGUUUUGAUUCUCUUUGGCUAUUGUCUAAUUUCUAAAGGUUGUCGCACCUGGAGGAAGCAUUAUUAG
Messenger RNA from Candidula unifasciata, 1866 nucleotides. The record is from the annotation of a GenBank genome assembly. Lineage: Eukaryota; Metazoa; Mollusca; Gastropoda; Stylommatophora; Geomitridae.